GCGGCCACGGUCACCCGGAGGUGAGUGAGGAGGAUGUCUCACCGAAAGUUUGAGCACCCAAGGCAUGGGUCGCUUGGGUUUCUUCCACGGAAGCGAGCGUCUCGUCACCGUGGAAAAGUGAAGUCCUUUCCCAGAGAUGACCCAACUAAAUCCUGCAGGCUGACCGCAUUCCUUGGUUACAAGUCUGGAAUGACUCACAUUGUACGUGAGGUCGACAAACCAGGGUCAAAGCUCCACAAGAAGGAGACAUGUGAGGCUGUGACCAUAGUAGAAACUCCACCAAUGGUUGUUGUUGGUGUUGUUGCUUAUGUGAAGACUCCACGGGGUCUUCGGUCUCUUAAUACUGUAUGGGCUCAGCAUCUCAGUGAGGAAGUAAGGAGGAGAUUCUACAAGAGCUGGUACAAAAGCAAGAAGAAGGCUUUUACGAAGUACUCUAAGAAAUAUGAAAGUGAGGAGGGAAAGAAAGAGAUUCAGACACAGCUGGAAAAGAUGAAGAAAUAUGCAUCUGUUAUCCGUGUUCUGGCCCACACUCAGAUAAGGAAGAUGAAGGGUCUGAAACAGAAAAAAGCUCACCUGAUGGAGAUCCAGGUUAAUGGAGGGACUGUGGCGCAGAAAGUGGAUUAUGCAUACAGCUUCUUUGAAAAGCAAAUCCCCAUUGAUGCUGUAUUUCAGAAAGAUGAGAUGAUCGAUGUUAUUGGUGUCACCAAAGGUAAGGGUUACGAAGGUGUGGUGACUCGUUGGGGUGUCACCCGCCUCCCGCGCAAGACACAUAGGGGACUGCGCAAGGUUGCCUGUAUCGGUGCAUGGCAUCCUGCCAGGGUAUCCUACACUGUAGCCCGUGCUGGACAGAAUGGCUACCACCACCGUACUGAAAUGAACAAAAAGAUAUACAAAAUUGGUAAAGCUGGAGAUGAGUCACACACUGCUGUUACAGAGUUUGACAGAACGGAGAAAGAUAUUACGCCCAUGGGUGGAUUCCCGCACUAUGGUAUUGUGAAAGAUGACUAUCUCAUGAUCAAGGGUUGCUGUGUGGGGCCGAAAAAGAGGGUCGUUACGCUUCGUCAAUCCCUACUGAAGCAAACCUCCCGCGUGGCCCUCGAGGAGAUCAAGCUGAAGUUCAUCGAUACUUCUUCCAAGUUCGGACAUGGGCGCUUCCAGACUACUCAGGAGAAGCAGAAAUUCUAUGGUAGGCUGAAGGUGUGAUUUUUGCACACCUUUUGGGGUGUCCAUAGAUGAGCCAGAACAAAUCGAAUAAUCCCCUCCCACCUGUAGGUUGGUUGUCCUCAUGCUCAUUACUCGAUAAUUUUUAUGCUUCCUUUGAAACCUCAAAGAGGAGGCUAUUCCUGACGAUCUAGUCUUGGACUUCUUAGAUUUGUUGCCAUGAUGAAACUAAAUUGUUCGUUUCG
This is a messenger RNA of Musa acuminata subsp. malaccensis (wild Malaysian banana), 1406 nucleotides long. RefSeq names its product large ribosomal subunit protein uL3. Gene Ontology annotation, cellular component: ribosome; cytosolic large ribosomal subunit. Gene Ontology annotation, biological process: translation. Gene Ontology annotation, molecular function: RNA binding; structural constituent of ribosome. The record is from RefSeq and is a predicted model, not a curated record. NCBI's taxonomy places the organism in Eukaryota, Viridiplantae, Streptophyta, Magnoliopsida, Zingiberales, Musaceae.